Strongyloides ratti is the source of this 2040-nucleotide messenger RNA. RefSeq names its product Spectrin beta chain, erythrocytic. NCBI's taxonomy places the organism in Eukaryota, Metazoa, Nematoda, Chromadorea, Rhabditida, Strongyloididae. Gene Ontology annotation, molecular function: protein binding. The record is from RefSeq and is a predicted model, not a curated record. The transcript has 2 exons. Bases 1 to 2040 code for a protein of 679 amino acids.
AUGGAUUUUUUUAAAAAUUUAAAACCAAGCGAUAUUUGUAUUGAGUUACAAAAAGUUGAUAUUGAAGAAGAUAUGGGCAAAAAUAAGGAAUAUUGUACGGAAUGGAUUAACAAUGUACUUCAAAAGUGUAGUAGCAAUUAUCAUGUAGAAGAACUAUACAAUGAUCUUAAGAGUGGAAUUAUUCUCUCGGAUGUAAUAUAUGCAUUUACAGGAGUUAAACUUAAAUUAAGCCCAGAAUCUUUUUUAAAUAAUAAACCUGUAAUGAUAAUUAAUUUACUUAUGGUUAUCAAAGCCAUGGAAAAUGAUGGAUUAUUUUUAGUUAAUAGUAAUCCUAUUGAUAUUUAUGAUGGAAAACCAAAAAUUAUACUAGGAUUGGUUUGGCAAAUGAUGCUUCAUUUUGAUAUUAGAAAUGAAAAUGUUCAACAAUACCAUAGUUUAUCACGUUUUUCUACAAAUUACUCACUUUUAUUUUUACUAAAAAAUAAAUUUAUUGAAUUUCCUCAACAAAAGAAAAAAUUAAUAAAUGCAAUUAUUGGUUCUAUUAAAUGUUUAACAAAAAUUGAAAUGACAGUUAAAAGUGUUAUUGAAAGUGGGAAGUGCAAUGAAAUUAUUUUGUAUUGGUUAGGAGAAAAACUUUAUAAAUCAUAUGGAAUUAAGAUAAAUAAUUUUUCAAGUGAUUGGCAAAGUGGUAUUGCUUUUAUGGCAUUGAUUCAUAUGUUUCGUCCUGAGUUAAUUAAUAUGGAACUUAUUAAGACAAAUUCUCCAAAAUUUAAUAUUUUGUUAGCUAUUAAAUAUGCUUCAAAAUAUUUAGGAAUAAAGAACAGAUUAAAAGUAGAAGAUAUCUUGUCUGAGACUCCUAACGAUGGUGCAAUAGCAUUCUACAUCUGUCAAUUUAUAAGAAUUGAUUUAAAAAAAAAUAGAAUAAAGAGUCAAAGUGUUAGAAAAUUAUUAAUUGAAAAUAAUGAUACAACAAGGCAACUUUUUCCUCAAGAAUUUCAAUUACUGACAAUUGAUGAAGAAAAUAACGGAAAUGUUUUAACGGAUAAGUAUAAUAGAAAUUUUUAUAAACCUGUUGGAAAUAAUAUUCAUGAAUAUCAUAAAGAAUAUAUUAGAGAUUUAGGAGAAAAUUAUAGUUUGUCAUUAUUGGCAGAUAGUUGUUUUUUUGAAACUGUUUCCUCUUUAGAAAAUUUGGAAUCUAAAAAAAAUUGUGGUAGUUUUACAGAUAAUAAUAAUUUAGUUGAAUUGGACGACAAUAAUUCAAUGAAUAUUGUUUCAUAUAUUUGUGAUAAUAUUAUAUUUCAAGAAAAUGAAGAAUCUACAAAUAUAUUUUAUGAAAAAAGUAUUAUGUAUAACAUUGAACAUCUUUCUUCAUCAACGAAAUUAGAACCAAAACAUCAUGUUGAAAGUAAACUUUCAACUAAAGAUAAAAAGAUAUUGAAUAAUUCAAUGAAAGAUAAUGGAAUUUUUAGUGAGGUUCCUGAACAAUCUGUUUUUAAUUAUUCAGAUGUCAAUAGUUACGGAAGCAUUGUAUAUGAAACUGAUCCUGAAGAAUUUGAAGAAAAAUGUUUAGAUUAUUAUGCAGAGAUACAAAACUCUUCAGGACAUCUUGAUGAAAGUGAGAAAAAACAAUUUUCCAAUUUCUUGGAUUCAAUUAUUGUUGAUUCAUGUAAAAAUAUUUUAACAGAAGAGAUUAUCAAUUUAUGUUUAAUGCCUUUGUUUAUGUUACCAUUUAAUAAAGUAUAUGAAAUGAUGAAUGGUGGUGAAACAAAUGAUAAUAUUUCUUCCGAUAUAAAUAUUAUACAUUCACAUGAGCAAGAAUCUCUAAUGGCAUCUAAUAAGUUGGAAAUUUCCGAAGAUCAGCAAAAUAAAAUUAAUUCUAUGAUUAGAAAUAUAGUUUUAGAUGUCACAAAAAUAACUGACGAUCUUAGUUAUCAUUCUAAUUUAGAAAAUAAAAUACCAGAAGGACAAUUACUUAGAAAAAUGAUUGAAAGAAAAAUUAAAAAAUUAUUUUACACAGUCGUUAAUCCAAUCUUUCAAUAA